Messenger RNA from Malassezia vespertilionis, 339 nucleotides. RefSeq lists its product as uncharacterized. NCBI's taxonomy places the organism in Eukaryota, Fungi, Basidiomycota, Malasseziomycetes, Malasseziales, Malasseziaceae. Bases 1 to 339 code for a protein of 112 amino acids. The record is from RefSeq and is a predicted model, not a curated record. Gene Ontology annotation, cellular component: mitochondrion; respiratory chain complex IV. The transcript is spliced from 2 exons.
AUGUCUAAUGCAUCGCGCAGCAGCAGGCAGCAGUGCUGGGACAAUCGCGACGAGUACUAUGCUUGCUUAACCCGCCACAACAUCAUUGCUCCUCCCGGCACGGACAUGGCCGACGUUAAAGGCCCCUUGGGCCGCGGUGAGUUUGCCGAGGCGCGGUCCGAGGCCGAGCGGCAACGAACUGUAGACAUAGAGCGCCAGCAGGAUCCGUGCUCUGCACAGCGCGACAUGUACGAGCGCACCUGUGCAUCAAGUUGGGUCGAUUACUUUAACAAACGCCGCAUCCUUGACGAGCGCCAGAAAAAAUUCUACGCCGACGCGGAGGCGCGCGUCCGACGCUAG